CACGCUCCACAUAAUUCGUCUUCCAGCGUGCUACUUCGUGCUUCCUUAUCCAACCCUCUACCCGUAUCUACAUUCACAUACCACACAAACAUACAACUGCCUCCACAAUGUCUUCCGCAAGCACACACCCUGUACGCAGGCUGUCUCUAUACUGCCCCGAUCUCAACAAGAAUUGGUACAACUUCCUCAUCACCCCUUCAAUGACCUGGGAAGAUAUGAUUGUAUCUAUCCAAGCUGCAUUCCAGUAUCAUGACCCAGUCUGGCCCCUCGACAUUAACGGCGAACCCUUCUCCAAAACUGCGGAUGUCUUCAACCUCGCCAGCGUUCAGAACGGUGAAGAGCUUCUCAUUCAGCUGAGGGAGGGCUUUCGCAUCGUUGGGCCACUGGAUUUGGAGGUUGUUCUGUACCUCGAGGAGAGUGACCCUGGUGCACUGGAGACCACUCUUAGGAAAGCUAAGCCAGCAGAGAAGCGUGUUCACAUGGAGAAACUCCGCCGCCGCGAUGGUGUCGUGUCGCCAGAAAGAACAUUUGCCGCAUUGUUCUUCCCCACUCCGAGGUCAUGGAACUUGUCGCCGCGCUGAACAAGGUUUCUGAUACCAUGUUGAAGCGGAGUUAUUCCGCAAGCAAGGCUCUAGACGAUAUCAGCAACAACUGGCGCGUCCGCACCACCGAAAAGACCAAGGACCUCACCAACGUCUUGAGGUGUCUGGCCAUGAUUGACAUCUUCAGCAAGGCCUUACCCGGUCAGCACUACUUGGGCGAAGGUUUCCUCCUCGCCGCCACUAAAGCC
Messenger RNA from Alternaria alternata, 790 nucleotides. RefSeq lists its product as hypothetical. The record is from RefSeq and is a predicted model, not a curated record. Bases 108 to 581 code for a protein of 157 amino acids. Lineage: Eukaryota; Fungi; Ascomycota; Dothideomycetes; Pleosporales; Pleosporaceae. The transcript is spliced from 2 exons.